CGCGCCGGGGGGGCGUGGGGAGGCAGGACGGGAGCCUACGCCGCCGGGCCGAAUCGCCACCCCCACCUCAGCCGGGACGGGAAGUGAGUCGCCCGGGUCCCCAGUGCAAGCCAGCCGGAGAGCGGGUCCCGAAGCCGCCUGCACCAGGGCCAAAGCAUGGCGGCCGCCAAGGUGGCUUUAACCAAGAGAGCAGAUCCAGCUGAGCUUAGACCAAUAUUUUUGAAGUAUGCAAGCAUUGAAAAAAAUGGUGAAUUUUUUAUGUCUCCCAAUGACUUUGUCACUCGGUAUCUGAAUAUUUUUGGAGAAAACCAGCCCAACCCAAAGACUGUGGAACUUUUAAGCGGUGUGGUGGAUCAGACCAAAGAUGGGUUAAUAUCCUUCCAAGAGUUUGUAGCAUUUGAAUCUGUUCUGUGUGCUCCCGAUGCCCUGUUUAUGGUGGCUUUCCAGCUGUUUGACAAAACUGGCAAAGGAGAGGUUACUUUUGAGGAUGUUAAGCGAGUGUUUGGACAGACUACAAUUCACCAGCAUAUUCCGUUUAACUGGGAUUCAGAAUUUGUGCAACUACAUUUUGGGAAAGAAAGGCAAAGACACCUUACCUAUGCGGAGUUCACGCAGUUUUUGCUGGAAAUACAGUUGGAGCAUGCGAAGCAAGCCUUUCUGCAACGAGACAGUGGCAAGAACGGAAAAGUCACAGCCAUUGACUUCCGGGACAUCAUGGUCACCAUCCGCCCCCAUGUCCUGACUCCUUUUGUUGAGGAAUGCCUAGUAGCUGCUGCUGGAGGCACCAGAUCCCAUCAAGUUAGUUUCUCCUACUUUAAUGGAUUCAAUUCUCUCCUUAACAACAUGGAGCUCAUCAGGAAGAUCUACAGCACCCUGGCUGGCAACAGGAAAGACGUGGAGGUGACUAAGGAGGAGUUUGCUCUGGCAGCCCAGAAGUUUGGUCAGGUCACACCCAUGGAAGUCGGCAUCUUGUUUCAGUUAGCUGACUUAUAUGAGCCAAGGGGACGCAUGACCUUAGCAGACAUUGAGCGGAUCGCUCCCCUAGAAGAAGGUAUGCUGCCCUUCAACUUGGCUGAGGCCCAGAGGCAGAAGGCCUCGGGAGAUGUGGCUCGGCCUUUUCUUCUUCAGCUCGCAGAGUCAGCCUACAGGUUUGGUCUGGGUUCUAUUGCUGGAGCUGUUGGAGCCACCGCUGUGUAUCCUAUUGAUCUUGUAAAGACUCGAAUGCAGAACCAACGGUCCACUGGCUCCUUUGUGGGGGAGCUCAUGUACAAGAACAGCUUCGACUGUUUCAAGAAGGUGCUCCGCUAUGAAGGCUUCUUUGGCCUGUACAGAGGUUUGCUGCCACAGUUACUGGGAGUUGCCCCAGAGAAGGCCAUAAAACUUACAGUGAAUGAUUUUGUGAGAGAUAAGUUCAUGCACAAGGAUGGCUCAGUCCCACUUUCGGCGGAGAUUUUGGCUGGAGGCUGUGCAGGAGGCUCCCAGGUAAUUUUCACCAAUCCUUUAGAAAUUGUCAAGAUCCGCUUGCAAGUGGCUGGAGAGAUCACCACUGGCCCCAGAGUCAGCGCUCUCUCUGUGGUGCGGGAUCUGGGCUUCUUUGGCAUCUACAAGGGUGCCAAAGCGUGCUUUCUGCGGGACAUUCCCUUCUCGGCCAUCUACUUCCCCUGCUACGCCCACGUGAAGGCUUCCUUUGCGAAUGAAGAUGGGCAGGUCAGCCCGGGAAGCCUGCUCUUAGCUGGUGCUAUAGCCGGUAUGCCUGCAGCAUCUCUAGUGACCCCUGCUGAUGUUAUCAAGACUAGAUUACAGGUGGCCGCUAGAGCUGGCCAGACCACUUACAGCGGUGUGACUGACUGCUUCAGAAAGAUACUGCGGGAAGAAGGCCCAAAAGCUCUGUGGAAGGGAGCUGCUGCUCGUGUCUUCCGGUCCUCGCCACAGUUUGGUGUCACCUUGCUGACUUAUGAGUUGUUACAGCGAUGGUUCUACGUCGAUUUUGGAGGAGUGAAGCCCAUGGGAUCCGAACCAGUUCCAAAAUCCCGGAUCACUCUGCCUGCUCCUAACCCUGACCACGUAGGGGGCUAUAAACUGGCAGUUGCAACAUUUGCAGGGAUUGAAAACAGGUUUGGACUUUACCUACCUCUCUUCAAGCCUUCAGCAUCUACCUCAAACGUGACUGCUGGGGGCCCGUAGGUGGACUGACCUGGGUGUGGCUGUAGAACGGUUGGAACUGCGGGGAGCCCCAUCUCAGAUUGAAGCGUGGCUUCGCCCCUUCCGCAUCUGUCUCAUUUAAAUUCAGGUCAAGGCUUUUUAUAUUAAAUGCAAUCAUUCAUUUUCUGGAUGUUUUUGUACCAAGAUCAUGUGGAAUUAUUCCUAAUUAUUCUUUGGCCCUCUGCCCACAAACCUAUGUUUGUAUCUUUUAUACACUGGGAUUUAGGCAUCACUGACUUGAUCUGGAGCAAGUCUGAAGGGAAAUUAGGGAUGUCUCCUACCUGAAUCAUGGUCUCACUGAGUCUACUGAAAGGCAACCAUGGUUCCUAAAGCGAAGAGUUCUGAGGAUGUUUAAAGAAGUAGAAGGCUGGGAAUAUAUUUAUAAAAAUGAAAAACACUGUAAGAAAAAAAAAAACAAAUAUCUAGCCUGGACUCAAAUUUUAAACAUGCACAAAUUUGGCCUCUGGAUUGUAUUAUGAAGGUUUUAUGUGAAACAUGUUUUUUCAUAAUGAAAGCCACAUUGAGGAUGUUUAGUAAUCAUAUUCUCUUACUCGUACCAAGUCUACUAGGGAAAAGUUUUGAAUGUUAAGGAAGUGCUUUUGGCAUUCUUAGAAUAGAGACAGAAGAAACUGAGACAGUUCUGCUCCUGAGAGUGUUGAUUUUGGAUAAAUGCUUACAUGAUGAACACUUGCUGAUUCCUGCCAAUUUUAACAGACACUAAGAAUAAUACCACCCCCUCGUGCUGGGGCCAGCCUGCUCCCACCUCUAUAGUAGGCGCCCAUUCACCUUUAAAAUCACUUUAUCUUGAUCAUGUCAGACAAAUAUACUCAAAGUUUUUAUUUAAUUUGGGGUGCCUUGUAUCAUGGUCAGAGAUGUGUUUGUGAAGGGGGAAAUAAACUAUUUUUAAAGCUA
This is a messenger RNA of Arvicola amphibius (Eurasian water vole), 3114 nucleotides long. It is a transcript of the gene Slc25a13, whose product is annotated as solute carrier family 25 member 13. The transcript is spliced from 18 exons. Gene Ontology annotation, molecular function: L-glutamate transmembrane transporter activity; L-aspartate transmembrane transporter activity; calcium ion binding. The coding region runs from base 157 to 2184 and encodes 675 amino acids. Gene Ontology annotation, biological process: L-glutamate transmembrane transport; aspartate transmembrane transport; malate-aspartate shuttle. Lineage: Eukaryota; Metazoa; Chordata; Mammalia; Rodentia; Cricetidae. The record is from RefSeq and is a predicted model, not a curated record.